Messenger RNA from Chironomus riparius, 449 nucleotides. NCBI's taxonomy places the organism in Eukaryota, Metazoa, Arthropoda, Insecta, Diptera, Chironomidae. The record is from the annotation of a GenBank genome assembly.
UAAGUGCUGAAAUAUUUUGCUAAAUACUUUUUAAGAGAUUUUAAAAAAAUAAAUCAAAGCUAAGAUGGAUAAUUUUAUGAAUCCACAAAAAUUGCAUAAAGGAUUACAAGAACCAGAUAAACCAUGGAGUUUUAUAGAGUCUGCACUUAUUGCGAGACACGCACCCGAAGUAGGACCACAUCCAAUGAAAAUGAAAUGUCCCUCAUGUGCCAAACAAAUCACAUCACACAUUGAUACAGAGACUUAUUCAAAAACGCAUUUUUGUGCAGCCGCUCUGAUUAUGACAAUUGUAUGCUGUCCGCUGUCAUGUCUAGUGUACUUAAUUGAUACAUGGAAGAGGAAGCAUCACUAUUGUCCUGAGUGUAAAAUGUAUCUUGGAACUUACAGUGGCUAACAAAAAUGUGAUAAAGAAAUUUUUGUGCUUUAUAUUUUUACAUUUAAAGUGUGAU